Messenger RNA from Fonsecaea multimorphosa CBS 102226, 831 nucleotides. RefSeq lists its product as uncharacterized. The record is from RefSeq and is a predicted model, not a curated record. Gene Ontology annotation, biological process: fungal-type cell wall organization. Gene Ontology annotation, molecular function: structural constituent of cell wall. Lineage: Eukaryota; Fungi; Ascomycota; Eurotiomycetes; Chaetothyriales; Herpotrichiellaceae. Bases 1 to 831 code for a protein of 276 amino acids. Gene Ontology annotation, cellular component: fungal-type cell wall. The transcript has a single exon.
AUGGGGGCUGUCUCGCAGAUUGGGGAUGGUCAGGUCCAAGGUGGAAUGCACACGGCAGCUAUUACGGUGGCGGCACCUCUGGCACCUGUGUCUCAGAUUGGAGAUGGGCAGAUUCAGGGUCCUGUUGUGACUGUUGUGCCUGAUAUUGCCAUGGCGGCGGCACCCACGACAGCAACCUUGGCCACGCCAACUUCAAAUGUCCCUAUUCCUUUCCCUCCACAAGGGACAAACCCUGGGGCGACACCGAGUAAGCCACCGACUGUGCUGGAGCAAGCUUGCGGCAUCUCGACUCGACCGAUCCUCAGCUCGACCUUACUAAAACCAUCGUCGGCGUCGGCGUCUUCCCUGCAACCCAGCUCCUGCACCUCCGGCUUCCUCAACAUCAGCACCCCCUCCCCAGCUGCCACCACCACGUCCUCAUCUCCCCCGUCGCAGUCCCCAAUGUCGUCCUUAGUGUCAUGUCUCACGAACUCGACCCUCCAGCUCCAUCUGACCAACAACAACCUCUAUGACGCUUUCAAUCGGACUGGCUAUAUCGCGUCCAACUACCAAUUCCAGUUUGAUGGCCCGCCGCAGUCUGGAGCCCUUGUGACGAGUGGGUGGAGCAUUUGUCCUCUCGGCAGUAACAACACCACGACCUCCACGACUUCGAGUUCCAGUGCCAGUGCCAAUGCCGUUCAGGGUGCUGGAGACACGCUUGCCCUCGGGGGAAACACCACGUUCUGGCAAUGCCUCAGCGGCGACUUCUACAACCUCUACACGGAGAACUGGGCCGCUCAGUGUAGUCCGGUGCAGCUGAGGAUUGUUAAUUUGAUAGACUGUGGUCAGUGA